AUGGCUGGCUCUGUGAUCGAAAUCUCCACUCUUGAUCAAUUUCAAGAAAUUCUCAAAAAGGAUAAAUAUGUUGUCGUUGAUUUUUAUGCCGAUUGGUGUGGCCCCUGCAAGCAGCUUUCACCAAAGCUUGUUGCGCUCGCCGAAACCGAGACUCAAGUAACGUUCGUUAAGGUUGACGUCGAUAAAUCCAACAUUUCUUCAUUGGCCACCGAAUACAAAGUUUCGGGAAUACCCGCGAUUUUCUUUAUCAAAGAUGGAAAAGUGGUAUCCAGCGUUGUUGGUACCAAUCUUCCCGAAAUCAAUAACAAGCUUAAGGCUCUGUUACUUUCUUAA
Messenger RNA from Mitosporidium daphniae, 333 nucleotides. RefSeq lists its product as uncharacterized. The transcript is spliced from 2 exons. The coding region runs from base 1 to 333 and encodes 110 amino acids. NCBI's taxonomy places the organism in Eukaryota, Fungi, Microsporidia. Gene Ontology annotation, molecular function: protein-disulfide reductase activity. The record is from RefSeq and is a predicted model, not a curated record.